GUUCCUUGCAUGCACUUGAACAUGGACAAUGAAAUUCAAAGCUUCUUCAAGGUAUGUAUCUCAUCAAUGGCGGCUCUCUGUUACUGUUACUUCCUAGUCUCACGUUUACAUAACCCUCUUACUAAACUUUUCUUUCUCCUCCCCAUCUUCUACCUUUUCACCAUUCUCCCUUUAACCCUUCAUUCCUUCCAUCUCAACGGACCCAUGACCUUUAACCUAACAUGGCUAGGAAACUUCAAAUUACUCCUCUUCGCCUUCAAUCAACCUCCCCUGUUUCAUCUCUCUCCUCCAAAUCCCAACAAAUCACUCCUCCAUUUCAUCUCCGUCGGCCUUCUACCCAUCAAAAUCGAAGACCCUUUUCAAAGAUCGAAAAACCCAUCAAAGGUUGAAUCGAUUUUUAAGAAAUGGGCUGAUUUAUCAAUCAAGUUUCUUCUUUUCUCAGCUGUAAUCGAAGCUUAUAAAUACAGGCCAUAUCUACAUCCACAUGUAUCACUCUGUAUCUAUUGCUUACAUUUAUACUUCGGCAUCCAGCUGACGUUAGCCCUAACCGCCGUCCCGGUGAUGAUGAUUCUAGGGAAUGAUCUCCAGCCUCAAUUCAACCAGCCUUAUAAGUCUACAUCUUUACAAGAUUUUUGGGGUCGUCGUUGGAAUUUAGUAGUCACCGGAAUUCUCCGGCCAACCGUGUAUAUUCCGGUUAGAAGAUAUACAAGCCGUUUUAUUGGUCGGAAAUGGGCGACGGCGACGGCGGUUUUCGCGACGUUUUUGGUGUCGGGAUUAAUGCAUGAGGUUAUGAACUAUAAUUUUUCAAGGGCGCCGCCUACGUGGGAAAUGACGUGGUUUUUUGUUCUUCAUGGAAUUUGUACGGAGGUGGAGGUGGAGGUGAAGAAGGUGGUUGCCGGGAGGUGGAGGUUGCCGGAGUUGGUGUCCGGGAUGAUGACGUGUCUGUUUUUGGCUGUGACGGGGAAUUGGUUGUUCUUCCCGCAGAUGUUGAGAAAUGGCGUUGAUAAUAAGGCUCUUGAAGAAUAUCCUGUUAUGGUUAAUUUUGUUAAGGAUAAAAUUCAGUUUUUACUUUCAUUUAUUUGUUUUUGGUAAAAAAAAUUAUAUA
This is a messenger RNA of Impatiens glandulifera, 1105 nucleotides long. Its product is annotated as long-chain-alcohol O-fatty-acyltransferase-like. The transcript has a single exon. Gene Ontology annotation, biological process: lipid metabolic process. NCBI's taxonomy places the organism in Eukaryota, Viridiplantae, Streptophyta, Magnoliopsida, Ericales, Balsaminaceae. Bases 10 to 1092 code for a protein of 360 amino acids. The record is from RefSeq and is a predicted model, not a curated record.